Molecule: messenger RNA, 4158 nt
Organism: Nymphaea colorata (pocket water lily)
Lineage: Eukaryota; Viridiplantae; Streptophyta; Magnoliopsida; Nymphaeales; Nymphaeaceae
Product: protein FAR1-RELATED SEQUENCE 5-like
Exons: 8
Coding region: 927-3722 (931 amino acids)
Biological process (GO): regulation of DNA-templated transcription
Molecular function (GO): zinc ion binding; nucleic acid binding
Source: RefSeq, a predicted model, not a curated record
CCUCUCCUCGAUCUUCCCGAUCCGAUCCUCUCUCUCCUCCCCGAUCUCUCCCACCAUUGAGGUCCAUCCCGCGCUUUCUCUCUCCGUCGCGCUCUCUCUCUCCCUUCCCUCCUCCUCUCCAUCUCUCCCACUGUCGCACAGUUGGUCUCUCUCUCUCUCUCGCCGUUCAGCCGCUUCUCCAUCCCUCGCCGUCGACCCAGACCUCGCCGUGGCGGUGACCGUCGCCGUCGCCCUCACACGUACAGGCAUCGUCUCCCCACUCUCUUUCUGCCGGAGAAGUCCGUCUCUAGGUGUGCUCUUUUUGGUUCGAGAUUUAUGGAGAACUGUUUUGCAUGAGUAUGUUAUGGGCAAUGAUAGGUGCAUUGUGAUUUUUGGAAUGUCCGUGGAAGAGACGGUGUUGCUGAUGGGCGUAGUUCUCACUUCUCAAUGCAGCUUCACCAUCAAAACCAUAACUUAACACCACUAUGAAUAGGUGGUACGCGUAGGGAGUCCUUUAUAAAGCACUGUACUGUCUUCAAUGGCCAUGCAUAUCUUCAGAAACAUGCUCAAUUUUUUUGAGUACAAUGUACGUAGAAAAUCAGAAGAUGUUUGUGAGCACAUUGGGGUUGCGAUUCUGUAAGUUCGAAACCCAUGCUUUACCACAUAAAAAACAAUUUUACAUCCGAUGUGAGGCUUUCGAAACAGCUACAUGGUUGUCUCCUGUCCCUUUUUGUGACACAGAUGUAAACUGGCAAAAGAACAGUUGCAAAGAUGGUCUACCAAUGAGAGUCUCCUGCCAACCUUGGAAUCUUAAGACUGCAAUUGAGGAAUAGCCAUUAUUGAUUAUUUAAUAUUGCUGCCAUCUAGAAUCCAAUGCCUACUUCGAAAUUGUUGAUGCAACCCUUGUUUUUAAUGCCUAGUUGGAAAUUGAAGGAAGGUUUUCAAACAUGGAUCCAAGUUGCAGCUCUACAAGUUCAAAUGUGUCAAGGAAGGGAGACAUGUUUACAAGUGCAAAUGUGCGAGAAGCUAAAGCUAAUGAAAUGAUGACAGCAUUGAACAAUGUUGAUGAAAUAGUAGAGGACACUAAUUUGCAAGGAAAUGAGGAUGUUGAAAUUGAGAAAUUUUGUGUUGAAGGAACAAACUCAAAAGAAGAGCUAGUUCCAGAUGUUUCUAGUGAAUAUGUGCCUUAUGUUGGAAUGGAGUUUGACGAUGAGGAUAAAGCAUAUGAAUUUUACAAUACAUAUGCUAGGAUGGGUGGAUUUGAUACAUGUGUACGUGACUCCAAAAGGAAAAAGGGUGUUGUUUGUUGGAAACAAUUUGCUUGCAAGAAAAAUGGCUUUAAGAAACAGAAAGGCAAUGAGAGAAAGGAAUAUCCAAGUACUAAAUGUGGUUGCAAGGCAUGGAUGUCCAUCGAACUCAAUUUAGAGAAAAAAAAGUGGCGUGUGCAUAAUAUUCAAUAUGCACACAAUCAUUACUUGCAUUCAUCAUCAGAAAUGUAUUUUCAUAAGACAGCAAAGAAGAUGAAUACUUCUCAAAAGAAUGUAGUAGAGGCAAUGAUCGGAUCUGGCUUGACAGCAUCAGAAGUCAUGGAUCUUUUGGCAUUUCAGAUUUGGGACAUGAAACAUAUGACAUUCACUAGGCAAAAAUUGGAUAUUCUUUUCCAAGAAAUUGCAGACAGUUAUCAUGGAAAAGAUUGUCAAACUAUGGUCAAUUAUUUCAAGAAAAAGAAAAAUGCAAAUCGGAAUUUUUAUUAUGCCAUUCAAGUUGAUAAGGUUGGACAAUUAGGAAACUGUUUCUGGGUAGAUGCAACAGCGCGUGAAGAUUAUCAUCAUUUUGGAGACGUGGUAUCGUUUGAUUUGAUGUAUAGUAGAAACAAAUAUGACAUGAUCUUUGCUCAAUUUACAGGUGUAAAUCAUCAUAACCAAAACAUCAUUUUUGGGUGUGCAUUGCUGAUUGAUGAGAACAAAGAAACAUUUAAAUGGGUUUUUGAACAAUGGCUGCGUUCAAUGGGUGAUCGAGCUCCAAUUACAUUUCUAACUGAUCAAGAUUUUAUAUUGGAGUCAACGUUAAAAGAAGUCCUUCCAAGUACAGUGCACAAGUAUUGUAAUUGGGACAUAUUUGCAAGAAUGCCAAAAUAUAUUGAAAACUUGUUUAAACAAGAUCACCACUUCAAACGCCUAUGGGAUGCCUGGUUUUUCAAGUCAGAGACAAUCGAAGAAUUUGAGAAAAGAUGGAAUGAAAUGAUAAGUUCAUAUCCUCAAUUGGAAACCAUUGAAUGGGCCACAAUCUUAUGGAAAGAAAGAGAUAAAUGGGCUAAACCAUAUUUUAAUGGUACUUUGAUGGUGGGAAUGUCUAUGGCUCAACGAAGUAAAAGCAUAGAUAAUUAUUUUAAGAAUUGGGUUGGUGAAGAUACAACUUUGAGUGAACUUAUUGUAAAAUAUGAUGUGACAAUUGGUAGACAGCGAUACAAUGAGAAGGAAAUGGAUUUCAAAAUGUACGACAAAAUUGAGCCCAUUAAAACACAUCAUCCUAUGGAAGCUCAUUUACGAGAUACAUUUACUCCAGAGAUUUUCAAAAAAUACUUUCAAGAAGAACUUUUGGCAACUACGACUUGCACGGCAUUGCUUAAUCAACCUGUUGGUGAAGUGAGAGAAUAUACUGUUACGCAAGUGAUACAAGACUAUCGCAAAGAUGGAGUAGUUCCAAUUUUUAAGGAAUACACAAUUUCAUAUGACGAGGAAAGUCAGAAGUUGUCAAGUUGUCGAUGCACAUUAUGGGAAUCUUUAGGUGUUGUUUGUUGUCAUAUGUUUACGGUAUUUAAUGCAGAACAAAUAUUCAAACUACCACCAGCCUAUAUACUCAAGAGAUGGAGUAAACAUGCAAGAAAAGGUGUUGUACAAAAAUUUUCAACUUCUCAAGCAUUGCCAGAUCCACAAUCUUCCUUAUUAGUAAAGAGAAAUAUUCUUCAUUCAAAGGCAAAUAUGUGCAUCGAUGAAGCAUUGUCGUGUGAUGAAUGUUAUGAGGAUGCAUUAGAUGAGUUUGAUAAAUUGCUAAAGCAUAUGCAAAAUGUCAAGAGUAAGGUUAAUGUGUCAAUCAUGAAUGAUCGUGAAGUAGUUCAAGUCAGUGUUAUCGAUGAUAACUGUUGCAAUGAAAGUGCACAUAUGGAAGUGUUGCAAAGCACUAAUGAAGAUGAAAAUCAUGAUGUUAUCCCAAGGAGUCAUGAACUAGUUUGUGCCAAAGCAAGUUCAAGGCAGAUCAUUGCAGACAUCCAUCAAACGAAACUGCAAAGGUUUUGUGCGACUUGUGGUCAACUUGGACAUAAUUCUCGGGCAUGUAGUCGAAGCAUGAAAGCAAGGAAUACUUCAACCAAUGGUGAGGUUGCGAAACAAAGAAUAUGCCAUUAUUGUCAAGGAACAGGCCAUGAUAAGAGAAAUUGUCCAAAAUUGAGAGAUGCAGGUAUCGAACUACAAAGAUUGUGUUCAACUUGUGGUCAACAUGGACAUAAUUCUCAGACAUGUAGUCUAGGCACGAGAGCAAGGAAUACUUCAACCGAUGGUGAGGUUGCGAAACAAAGAACAUGUCAUUCAUGUAAAGGAACAGGCCAUGAUAAGAGAAAUUGUCCACAAUUGAAAAAUGCAGGCAAAUAUGUUUAUGCAUGCUACUUUUUUGAACAUUGUAUGUCAUUUAAUAUAGCAGUUUUUUUUACAGGAUGCACCUCUACAGGGGAUACACAAUGCACAUAGUUCUUCUUUGUUCCAUGUGACACAGUGACAAGAUUGAUGCUAUCAUUAGUAAUUGGGAGAUGGACAUGGUGCACAUGAACCUAGUAGGAGGCUGUGUUGGAUCCCAACAGCUGAAGAUAGAGCUGCUUGUACAGAUUCUUGUAGUACUUCCUGAACCGGAAGUGAGAAGGGCUAUCUUUGAAGAGCAUUUGCCAUCUACCAGUGACAAUGAGCUUCCAUAUGAUGUUAUGGUAGACGGGUUAAAAGGUCAUUCGUCAUCAGACAUCUAUGGAAGGUAUGAUGUUGCAGUAUGCAUCCACUCAGGCGCUUGAGGGCCGCUAUAGAACAGAAAGGCGAUAGCCUUGUGGAAGGUAUGAUGUUGCUCAAGUUGUCUGCAAAUCAAUGUAUUUGUAACAGUUAUUUUUCUAUUCCAUAAACCUUGAACUCUUUUUGGAUC